Messenger RNA from Protopolystoma xenopodis, 549 nucleotides. Lineage: Eukaryota; Metazoa; Platyhelminthes; Monogenea; Polystomatidea; Polystomatidae. The record is from the annotation of a GenBank genome assembly.
AUGAAUGCGCCUUCGUGGUGGAAUCAGCGUCUUUGGCACACCGGGACAGAUGAUUAUGUGCGUCGUGGGGACGCCCGACUAUACAACGCUGCUGCUUCCCGUGCCGAUUCACAGGCUGGAGCAUCUCCUGGUCGAGGCACAAACGGCAGAUCUGCCAAUUGGCAAUGUGGAACUAACUUUACUGGCACUAUGACUAUAGGAACGCUGAGGAAGCAUCCUUACUCGGGUUGCCAGGCGUCUGGGAGACGAGCUGAGAUCGUGGAACGGGAGGGAUCGAGGCCUGCAUUCGGCUCUUCAGGCGUUGAAAGUGAGACCGACCAAGAAAUGGAUUUGAGCACUGUUGCCACGUCCGAGCUGCCAUGGCAUCGUGAAAACGGUGUCCUACCGCACGAGGCGGCCUCGUUAACCAGUUGGCCAACCUGCACACUAGGCAUGACAAAAAAGCGGCCCACUUCUGCCGUAGACACACGCCCUGUAGCCAUGGCGACACGCAGACCUGCCACUGCCAGUCUCCGAUUCAGACCGCUUGGCGCGUUGAGAGUUGCCUAC